Molecule: messenger RNA, 1894 nt
Organism: Pangasianodon hypophthalmus (striped catfish)
Lineage: Eukaryota; Metazoa; Chordata; Actinopteri; Siluriformes; Pangasiidae
Gene: zmynd19
Product: zinc finger, MYND-type containing 19
Exons: 6
Coding region: 180-863 (227 amino acids)
Source: RefSeq, a predicted model, not a curated record
GCGGCGGGCGGGGAAGAGUUGGGCAACGGCUGACCCUAAUAUCCACCAAAAAAAAAAAAAAAAAAAAAAAAAAACUUGGAUGAAACUCGGGGUUAGGGGUUGCCCGAGCUAGCCUCCUACACCUGUACCACCGCCGCGGCCGCUCAUUGCGUCUCAGUCCGUGCUGGACAGCUCGACUAAUGUCGGAUUUCAAGCUCGGGAUUGUUCGCCUGGGCCGUGUGGCCGGGAAGACAAAAUACACCCUCAUUGAUGAGCAGGAUAUACCACUGGUGGAGAACUAUGCCUUUGAGGCACGCAUGGAGGUUGACGCUGAUGGCAACGGAGCAAAGAUCUUUGCAUACGCCUUUGAUAUAAGCAAAGGCCGAUGGGCAGGUCGACCUCUGCACGAGUUACUCUGGGAAAAGCACAGAGGCGGCAUUGCUCCCAGCUUCCAAGUUGUCCACAUAAACUCAGUCACGGUGGACAACCGUCUAGACAAUUUGCGCCUCGUUCCUGUUGGCUGGACUCCCAAACCAGAGGAGCUGUCUAGCAAACAAAGGGAGCAGUCACUGUACUGGCUGGCCAUCCAGCAGGUUCCAGCUGAUCCGGUGGAGGAGCAGUACCUGGAGCUGGGCCGCACACGUUACUACAACGCCAACGGAGAGCUGGUGGAGGAGGAGGAGUGUUCCUGCACUUACUACGAGUGUCACUAUCCCCCUUGCUCACUCAUUGAAAGGAGGCUGCGAGAGUUCAACAUCUGUGGUCGCUGUCAGGUGGCACGCUACUGUGGCUCGCAGUGUCAGCAGAGGGACUGGCCAGCCCAUAAGAAGCAGUGCCGUGAACGCAAGCGGGUCCUGGCCCUGGAGACCGAGCCUGAGCGGUGAUCCCUUGACCACAUCACUCAAAAAUGGGGUCAGAGGGGGGACUGUGGGACGGGACUUGCAAAGAAAUGCAAAAACAACAACGUAAAAAAAUCUACUGACUGACUAACCGAAUGGGUGACAUGUUGGUAGGUAAGGCAGGCCUGUUGAGUGCGGGGCGGGGGGGCAUGAAAAACCUUUUUUGCUUCCCAAACUUUGGCAUUUCCUUGGCUUGUUAUGGGGGAUUUUUCUUUUAGAGGGAGAUCAAUAAAAGGCUGCUGCUAUGGAUGUGUGUUUUGUGAAGAAAAACACCACGCCAUCAUGACUUCCUCUGUAUGGACUGUCAAGAGUUCAUAAGCUCACUCCUUCCUUCCAUUCUCACGCCCGUCGUGAAGUGUUAGCCACUGGUCUCGAGGAACACGCCUGCUGUAGAAAGAGACGGAAUAACGGACCUCUUCACUGUACUUUUCCUCUCCCAGUUGGACUUCCUGUGCACAUAAACGCGCACACGCCCGCUUACCUGCCGUAUCCUUCCCCAGGUGUGCAGCAAAGGACUGUGCAAAUUCACACUACCAGUAUUGUUUGUGUAUGUGUGUAUAUGUGUGUGUGUGUGUGUGCGUGCGCGUGUGCCAUGCCAUUAUCGACUGAAGUAAUAGAAUUUUUCUCUAUUCCAGGGAUGGGUGGAUGGACUGGGUAGGGAAGAGUUAUUAUUGAACCUGGGGAUGUUGUCACUUUUUGUUCCUGUGGCGAGUUUCUGAAAUUGCUCUCAGUGCUGCAUUAAAAAUCCCAGUCGCCUUCCAUUAGAUAAUGUUCACGUGCCGUCACUAGCAUUUGGAUUCAAGGGAUGUCCUGGGCUAAAGGAAAAAAAAAACUUGAAAAUGCACACAGUUGUCUAAUGUAUUCAACGUCCACUGUCAUCUUUCUGCAAGUCGAAGCUUGGGUUAUUCGUUUGUCAAUCCUUCUUGUCCAGUGUAACACCUGUACCUUUUCUCUCUUUUUGUGUUUCAUAUAAACCUGAACCUUUUUAAAAAAAAAAAAAAAAAAAAAAAGACAAA